AUGAUCUUCUCACGCUUUAACAGGAUCAUUGUUAUUUUCGCCUUAAUCACCUUCGCCUUCACAAGAAUUGCGCAAGCGACGUUUUCUAUCAGUCUGCCUCAAAUCAUGGCAAGCGGAUGUCCAGCCAAUCCAACUGGAACAAGCAGUUCUCACCUUCGUUCCUUUCUUUCAACCAACUCGAGCACCACUACUUGGACAUCUGCGUCCUCUAUCUAUACCCAAAUCUUGCCUGGUUGCUGCUUUCGGAGCAACGGAAUUCCAGGAUCAUGUGAGACCCAAUCCACAUGUAAGCUACAAACAGGAACUCCAGCAGCGUCAGCCACAGUACCGACUCCAAGCCCUACCGUAUCCGCAACGCCAAACCACAGUCCAAGCCCAAGUCAUAGUUCGGGACGGCGGAGCAUGGAGCUGGACACCUCUCUAAUGCGGUCACUGGCUUUAUUGGGAUUGAUUUCGAUGGCCAUGAGUUAUUUGGUUUUUUGA
This is a messenger RNA of Botrytis byssoidea, 483 nucleotides long. RefSeq lists its product as uncharacterized. Lineage: Eukaryota; Fungi; Ascomycota; Leotiomycetes; Helotiales; Sclerotiniaceae. The transcript has 2 exons. The record is from RefSeq and is a predicted model, not a curated record. Bases 1 to 483 code for a protein of 160 amino acids.